Molecule: messenger RNA, 3028 nt
Organism: Lytechinus variegatus (green sea urchin)
Lineage: Eukaryota; Metazoa; Echinodermata; Echinoidea; Temnopleuroida; Toxopneustidae
Product: cytochrome P450 4F12-like
Exons: 7
Coding region: 1490-3007 (505 amino acids)
Molecular function (GO): heme binding; iron ion binding; monooxygenase activity
Source: RefSeq, a predicted model, not a curated record
UUUAUUUUUAUUCAAGAACAUUCUGCUGGGAAAAUAUUGAAAUAACUGAAAUUCAAACAUUAUGAAAAGAACUUUAGUUGAGUAACAUUUAAAGAGUAAACGUAUGAUUCCAAUCUGUAUGUAUACCGCAUAGUGGACAUAGUCUGAUAGUGAACGAUGAAAAACGAAAAGGAAUAGAACUUUACGAAUUAUGCUUCAUCAUGUCUCGUAAACUGUUUUUUUUUUAUUUAAGAACAUUCUGCUGGGAAAAUAUUGAAAUAAAUGAAAUUCAAACAUUAUGAAAAUAGAUUUAGUUGAGUAAUAUUUACAGAGUAAACGUAUGAUUUCAAUCUGUUUGCCUACAGUGAAAGAGAACCACAUGCUAUUGUCCACCACUUCAUAAUAACACUGAUUGUGUUCAGUGAUGCUCGGUCAUAGAAAAACAAUUCAGAUAUCUUUCGAAUGCUAAUUACUUUACUUAAGCUUUGAAAAAAUAAUUUUAAUAAUUGUUAAUGUAACAAUUAUUUCACAAACACCAACAAAACGUGUUAUCUUUUUAUUGAUACAGCCAGUAAAAUCAAGUUUAAUAUGAGUUUAUUUGCUUCGAAUUUUCUUUGUCGUAUAAUAUUUGACACCCUUUGAUGACUACUUGUAAAGCAGUUUUUAUUUUAAUAUAAUUGUCCUCUUUUUCAUAUAAUAAAUACUACAGAAUUUGAAAUUUUCAUAUUUAAUGUAAUGUUAAAAAAUAGUGUUUGAUUUCAUUUACUCUCUCAUCUGCAAUAUUAAAGCAAAACUUCAUUAGUUUCUUCUGUUGCAACCGAUUUUGAUGUUUUUAUGAUAAAUUUGUUUGUUUCAUCUUAACGUUUAUUGGCAUUGAUUGGAUGGUGUAGACUUGCCAUUAGUUUAGCGUGUACAUUGAGAAUUAAUCGAUGCACGCUCAAUAUAGUAAAAUAAUUUUUUUUCCGGAGCGCAGAAAAAUAACAUCGCAAAAUGUCAUGACUCUUUUCUGUUCGAAGUCUUGCGCAACUUUUGAAAUUAGAUUUACAACAUACGUAUAUAGCAUUGCGACGCCCUAUGACUUUUUACGGGACAUUGUCUAAUAACAAAUACAACUUGAACUUCUUGUACAAAAAAAAACUAUGGAAAAUGAAAUUCAUAAAUUGGUGAGUUAUCUUUCAUUCUAAUUGGUCCUAAUGUAAUAAGGGUUAUUUAUCUACAUGAGGCCCGGUCAAGGGAAAAACUUGGAUGUUGAACCCACCUAAAACCCACCAUUAUCAAUCGUAUCACCAGAAAGAUUCAUGCAUUCAGGGCAGACUUCGGACCCUAGAACUUCAAGGUCAUGUCUAACAUGACUUGGCAAAUUGAGAAAUUCAUAAAAAGCAAGCAUGAUAUAUCUCGGGGGUGUUUAUCUUGCUGACUCGUAUGCAAGGCCCCUGUGAAAAAUAUCAGUCAGCUGACAUGAGCCUCGACGAGCAGUUUAUCAUCCGAUUUCGUUACUAAUUAGAAAAGAAUGGAUAUUGGCGGCAUUAGUCCAGUAGCAACGGUGCUUUUGUCCUGCUUGGUAAGCUUUUUAGGAUAUAGAUUCUUCCUCUGGAUGGUGGCAGUAUGGAGAGAAGUCAAGAGAAUCCUUCAUAUUCGACGCACUCUUCCAGGCCCCAAACCUCACUGGUUGUUCGGCAAUGUCCUUCAACAACCUGGACCACUAACCCCUGGGUUAGAGUGGCAUCGUAACAUGGCCAAGGCCUAUCCAAGACUUCAUGUCUUCUGGGCUGGUUGGAAACCGGUUGUAGGGCUGAAUCAUCCAGACUCGAUUCGGAAAAUUCUCACCGACAGUGUCGGAACAGUGAAAAGUUCACUUUAUGGUUUGUUUGAAGAAUGGCUCGGUCGAAGCAUGGCUCUAACAGAUGGUGACCUGUGGAAAAGACACAGGAAACUCAUUACAGGCACUUUCCACUUCAACGUUCUCAAGAAUAACAUUCCCAAGAUAAACCAGGUAGCAGAGACCUUGGUUUCCGUGAUCGCGCAGAGAUGUGAAGAAGGAAAGCCCCUAGAACUCUACAAAUCAAUGAGUUUAUUUUCCAGUGACGUCAUUCUUCAGUGUGCAUUUUCCUACAAGUCUGAUUGUCAAAAGGUCGAAUCACAAUUCGUACAGUCAUCCCACAACUUGAUGGAUAUCGUUGCGAAACGAUCCUUUAGCCCGGUCUUACCGUUUAAAUUCAUCUUCCGGAGAUCUUCCCUCUACAAACCAUGGAGAAAGGGGAUUGAUGUCCUUCAUGAAUGUAUCGAAAAAAUAAUUUCGGAACGAAGAGAGGAACACAAAACGAGGGGAUCUAACUUAGAAUACUUUAAAGGGAUGGAUUUCCUUGACACAGUAAUGUUAGCCAAAGACUCUGAAGGAGGACUAACGGAUGAAGAGAUCAGAGACGAGGCAAAUACCUUCUUGGUUGCCGGAAUUGAUACGACAUCUAGCGCCCUCACUUGGCUGUUGUAUUUGUUGGCAACCCAUCCAGAAUACCAGACCAAGGUACAGGAAGAGGUUGAUGAACUCUUCAAAGAUCGUACAAAUCGAGAGAUAUACAGUGAUGAUCUUCGCAAUACUCCAUUUCUGUUGAAAUGCAUCAAGGAAAGUCAGCGUAUUUACUCGACAAUAGCACCAGGCCGCCUCUUAACCGAACCAUUGGUUGUCGAUGGUCUAAUCGUCCCAGCAGGAACCGAGAUUACCAUCUUCGUCUACCAACUCCAUCACAAUCCUGAUGUGUGGGGAGAUGAUCUUAUGGCAUUCAAACCAAGCCGCUUUGAUCGCGAGAACGUCGAGAGUCGAGAUGCAUUCGCUUUCAUUCCUUUCUCGGCUGGUGCGCGUAACUGCAUCGGCCAACAUUUCGCGCUUCAGGAGAUGCAAAUAGCAGCGAUUCGAAUGUUCGACAAGUUUGGCUUUACUUUGCUCCAGGAUUCCAUUCCAGUCUUCAGAUUAGUUAGCGCACCACAGGAUGAAAUAUUACUUGGCAUUCAUCCAAGGAAUGAAGAGUAAUAUUCUAAAAGUCAAUUUAAU